Laccaria bicolor S238N-H82 is the source of this 309-nucleotide messenger RNA. RefSeq names its product mitochondrial 37S ribosomal protein RSM19. Gene Ontology annotation, cellular component: cytosolic small ribosomal subunit; ribosome. The record is from RefSeq and is a predicted model, not a curated record. The transcript has 3 exons. Bases 1 to 309 code for a protein of 102 amino acids. Gene Ontology annotation, molecular function: RNA binding; structural constituent of ribosome. NCBI's taxonomy places the organism in Eukaryota, Fungi, Basidiomycota, Agaricomycetes, Agaricales, Hydnangiaceae. Gene Ontology annotation, biological process: ribosomal small subunit assembly; translation.
AUGCGUCCAACACAACUUCUGCAGAAAGGACGAUCGGCUUGGAAAGGUCCUUACUUCGUUGCCUUCCCCAACCUGCGAGAGGCAUUGACGAACCAUGUGCCGAUCAAGACGCAGGCGAGGUCGUGUACGAUUUUGCCCAAUUUUGUGGGAAUUCGCUUCAUGGUACACAAUGGGAAAGACUACAUUCCAGUAAAUGUGACGCAGGACAUGGUUGGGCACAAACUCGGAGAAUUCUCGCAUACAAAGAAGAGGUUUACAUACAGGUGCGUCCUUCUCACUGGCUCUUUUUCAUCUCCUAACGCUGAUUGA